CAGCUGAUUGCACGUUUUUGACAUACUGUUGUUUUUAUAUUCUGUGUUGAAUUGCACUUUCCGGCUUUGUUUAAAAAAAACGUUGUUUGGAAUUCGUGUAUUUGAAUAAACAUUGACAUUGUGCAAUUUUCAAGCAGACACGCAACAGAAUAUAGAUGGAUAUAUCAGUACCUUCCCGUUUUGCCUGCUUAAAAAUAGAGGACGAAGAAUUUCGUCCCGUUUCCAACAGGUCCACUAAAAAGAAACAGGAAAAGCAGGCGAAGAAAACCAUCCCAGUUAAUGGCAGCAGCAAAAAGGUACCCGGUCAACAGAACCAGCCUCAGUCUUCUACUAAUGCUUCAUCGAAGAAAAGCAGAACAAAAGGGAAGAAAGAAGACAAGCAGUGGGAGGAGUGGAAGAGAAAGGACGAUGAGUUUGUAAAUGAUAAUUUCGAACAGGAUUUGCAGUGUGCGAUACUCCAAUCGAAACUCGACUUUGAAAACCAAAAGAAAAACGCUUCGGUGUCAGUGAUCCUUACAACACAAGACAAUAAGAUGAAGAAGAAAAAGACAAAAACUAUGUCCUUAGAUCAGUUCCUUGAGGACGGUAGUCACACUUCCGCGAAAGAUAAUGAAAAAGAUCCGGAGGUGGAAGAUGGGAAUUUUUUUGAAAACGUGAUGGUAUCUGCCAAGCAAGAAUUGAAAAAGGAAAAACUAGAAGAAAAGCGAAGGGAAAGAGCGAGUAAUAUAGAAGAGGUUAUUAGUUUAGCUCAAGCCCAGGAAAAAUUAGAAAUAGAAAAAGCGAAGAACGAGCAAUUGCAGCAAGAACUGGAAGAAGCCAAGAAAGAAAUAGCACUGGUCAAGAAACGGAACACCACCCUGUGCAGCAUGUUAAGCCAAGGGGAAAUGAAAGACAAGGUGGGCGUCCUCUUGGAAUUAGAAAGACUGACCACCGUCAAAGAGGAAUUAACCGAGGAAGUGGCCAGGCUGCAUAAGUUGUUAGAGCAAGAGAGGUCUUCCACAAAGGCUAACAAUGCCAACGUUAACGGGCUGCCAGAAACUCACAACGCAAAACACAAAGACAAGCACAAGAAGAAGAAAAAUUAACAUUAGCGUUUCCUUUGUUUUGCCUGUUUUGUACGUUUUAAGACUGUUUUGAUUUACUUUUAAUUUUUGUAUUGAUUUUUUUUAAUACUUAGAUGUAUCGUUUUCCUGUUAGUGAGAAUCCGUUUAAUCCGAUACUUCUGUUGCUUUUCAGAAUAAGAAGUAAAACUUCAAUCAAACUAUUAGUUGUAAGAGUACAUUUAGUGUUUGUAUUUUCAUAACAUACGUGCAGGCUGUUUUGUUGUUAAGAGAGGCGAUUUUGUGAUAUCUUCGUACUUUGUAGGAAAUUUCUCUUUUUUUUUAUUUCGGGCAGUUUGAAACUUAUUUCGCUGAAAUCGUUCCGAAUCCGCUCGAAAUGUUCUAAUUUCACUAAAAGUAUUUUUUAAGUUGAAAUGCCUCUCUUAAUGUAGAGGAAAUGUGUAAGUUCUAAUAAGCUCUAAUAAAAUUUAUAUCUGUA
Anoplophora glabripennis (Asian longhorned beetle) is the source of this 1539-nucleotide messenger RNA. RefSeq names its product G kinase-anchoring protein 1-like. Gene Ontology annotation, biological process: signal transduction. The transcript has 6 exons. Gene Ontology annotation, cellular component: Golgi apparatus. The record is from RefSeq and is a predicted model, not a curated record. NCBI's taxonomy places the organism in Eukaryota, Metazoa, Arthropoda, Insecta, Coleoptera, Cerambycidae. The coding region runs from base 156 to 1085 and encodes 309 amino acids.